AGUACAACAAAAUGGAUAUACCAAAUCCCCCAACUUCGAAAUGCAUCACUUACUGGAAGAGAAAAGUGAAAUCUGAAUAUAUGAGACUCCGACAGCUCAAACGGCUUCAGGCUAAUAUGGGUGCAAAGGCUCUAUAUGUGGCAAAUUUUGCAAAGGUGCAAGAAAAAACUCAGAUUCUUAAUGAAGAAUGGAAGAAACUCCGUGUUCAGCCUGUUCAGUCUAUGAAGCCUGUGAGUGGGCAUCCUUUUCUCAAAAAGUGUACCAUAGAGAGUGGUUUCCCAGGAUUUUCAAGCCAGCAUAUGUUGAUGAGGUCUCUGAAUACUGUAGCAUUGGUUCCCAUCAUGUAUUCCUGGUCCCCUCUCCAGCAGAACUUUAUGGCUCUAUAUGUGGCAAAUUUUGCAAAGGUGCAAGAAAAAACUCAGAUUCUUAAUGAAGAAUGGAAGAAACUCCGUGUUCAGCCUGUUCAGUCUAUGAAGCCUGUGAGUGGGCAUCCUUUUCUCAAAAAG
Messenger RNA from Dipodomys ordii (Ord's kangaroo rat), 506 nucleotides. Its product is annotated as histone-lysine N-methyltransferase EZH1-like. The record is from RefSeq and is a predicted model, not a curated record. Gene Ontology annotation, biological process: chromatin remodeling. Lineage: Eukaryota; Metazoa; Chordata; Mammalia; Rodentia; Heteromyidae. Gene Ontology annotation, molecular function: histone H3K27 methyltransferase activity. The annotation marks the transcript as partial. The transcript has 4 exons.